UUUGGGAAGGUGAACUGAUCGCCAGGACCGUGUGCCAGUGUUUUAACUCAAAGUUCUGCAUUUGUCCAAAGUCGACACCGCGCACAAUCUGCAUCUUUAAUGGACUAUCACUGCCAACGACACCGUACGGGACAAUGUUAAUGCAUCAUUUGCUUAACCGUCCACAAAUGCCUUGAUCUCGCAGGGACUUCGCAACAGUGCUGCAACUCGCGCAAAAUCGACACACCACAGGACUUUUUGUUUUUCAUUCGUGAAUAUGGCAAAGCGACUGCAGCCAACUGGAGCCGAGGUUUGCAACACAUUGUUGCAAAUAUUUUGAAGAAGAACACGAUGCUCUCCCUCUCGCGUGCCCUGUAACUGCUUCCAUUCAUUAAUUCCAGCUUGGCUCGAGCACCGUCUUCUCUCCUGGAGAUUUUCCUUCCAGUUUCCUCUCAAUUAUGUUCACUUUCGCUGCCUUUUGCUAUAUGCUUUCCCUUGUCCUCUGUGCUUCUCUCAUCUUCUUCGCGAUCUGGCAUAUAACAGCCUUUGAUGAGCUUCAGGCAGACUUCAAGGUGCCGAUCGAUCAGGGCAAUCCACUUCAUGCGCGUGAAAGACUUCGAAAUAUUGAGAGGAUCUGCUGCCUGCUGAGAAAGUUGGUGCUUCCAGAGUACUCUAUCCAUGGACUCUUCUGUAUCAUGUUCCUGUGUGCUCAGGAGUGGCUUACUGUAGGCCUGAAUAUCCCUCUGCUCUUCUACAACACAUGGAGGUACUUUCACAGCCCCACCGACACUAAGGAGCUUCUCUACGAUCCAGCGUCAGUCAUGAACGGAGACACACUCAAAUUCUGCCAAAAAGAAGCCUGGUGCAAGAUGUCCUUCUUUGUCCUCUCAUUCUUCUACUAUCUCUACUGUAUGAUCUACUCCUUGGUGACCUCAUAACAGAGUUCUCAACACUGCUCAUAAGACACUGUUUUCCGAAAGCUCUAAACUACAUUUGGAUGAAACAAGAGACACAAGUUCA
Sinocyclocheilus anshuiensis is the source of this 999-nucleotide messenger RNA. RefSeq names its product protein cornichon homolog 3-like. Gene Ontology annotation, biological process: vesicle-mediated transport. The transcript has 6 exons. The record is from RefSeq and is a predicted model, not a curated record. NCBI's taxonomy places the organism in Eukaryota, Metazoa, Chordata, Actinopteri, Cypriniformes, Cyprinidae. Bases 438 to 917 code for a protein of 159 amino acids.